AUGGGGUUUAAGAAUGGGUUGAGACCCUUUAUUGGCUUGGAUGGAACUUUCUUGAAAGGAAAGGCCAAAAGACAACUUUUAAUUGUUGUUGCUCUAGAUUCAAUGAAUCAUCUUUAUCCUAUUGCUCGGGCUGUUGUGGAUAAAGAAACAAAGGUCACCUGGACCUGGUUCUUGACAUUAUUGAACAAUUUAUUAGACCUCAAGCUGGGGGGAGGAUACACAUUUAUGUCAGACAUGCAGAAGGCAGUAGUUCCUGAUGCACACCAUAGAUAUUAUGUGAGGCACAUAGAGACUAAUUGGUGUAGAAGAUGUGGUGCUGGAGAUUUGAGAAAAAAGUACCUAUGGUGGUGUGCAUGGAGUAGUUAUGAAGAAGACUUCAAGGAUCAAUUGAAAAACUUGGGGGAAAUUGAUAAAGAAGCUGUUGAAGACUUGUUGAGGUUUCCUCCACAAUCAUGGUGUAGAGCAUACUUUGACACAGUAUGCAAGAACCAACAAGUGGACAAUAACGAAUCCUUACACUCAUGGAUACUGGAUGUUAUGCACAAGCCAAUUAUUAGAAUUCUUGAGGACAUAAGAGUUAAGGUGAUGAAUAUGUUGAGAGAGCAUGAAGGUGAUGUGAUGACAUGGACUGAAAAUGUAAGUCCUCAUACCAUGCAGUUAUAUUAUCAAUUCUUGAAUAGUGCACAAAAAGGUAUUGUUGAUUCUAAUAGACAAGAUGGUUAUGAGGUGAAUGAAGGAACUUUUGAAAAGCAUAGAGUGCAUAUCUUACUGAAAAAAUGCACUUGCAGAACAUGA
This is a messenger RNA of Nicotiana tabacum (common tobacco), 795 nucleotides long. RefSeq lists its product as uncharacterized. NCBI's taxonomy places the organism in Eukaryota, Viridiplantae, Streptophyta, Magnoliopsida, Solanales, Solanaceae. The record is from RefSeq and is a predicted model, not a curated record.